Molecule: messenger RNA, 909 nt
Organism: Pocillopora damicornis (cauliflower coral)
Lineage: Eukaryota; Metazoa; Cnidaria; Anthozoa; Scleractinia; Pocilloporidae
Product: sphingosine 1-phosphate receptor 2-like
Source: RefSeq, a predicted model, not a curated record
AUGCACGUCGGACACGACACUUAUAAUACGUCGUUGGCAAAAAAGGGUGACUUUGACCACUAUGGAAUGACACUGAUAGAAGUGAUGUCCCUGACAGCAUUCAGUUGCGUUGUAUGUAUGAUUGGAACGCUCUCGAAUGUUCUCUUGACGAUCGCUGGUCUUCUGACGAGAGAGCUGCGAAAGAGAUAUACGGCGGUUUUCUUGAUCAGCAUGUCGGUGACAGACACCAUCAUCUGUGCGGUUUACGAACCGAUGUAUAUCUACGACAUUAAUCAUGGAUCUAGUGCUGUCAUGGAGAAGGUCCGUUACAGACUUGGAUUCUGUCUUCUCUUGGCAUCGUUGAACGGUCAGUUGACCGUCACGCUGGACCGCUUCAUCAACAUCUUCUACCCUUACCAGUAUAUUGCCUUGACAAAUACGAGGUUUGUCGUUCUGUCCGCGUUCUUUAUUCAGUGGUUCAAUGCAAUACUGCUCACCCUGCUUAGCUUUCUGACAAGCAGGCCUGUUUUCAGUGUAGUUUACGUCGCAGUCAUCGUCAUUGGUCUCGCUUCUCUCCACAUUUCCAUGUAUUGCGCCGCUCAGCAACAUCAGCGGAGGAUUGCCCGUCAGUAUCCCGUUGUUAAGCAGCAAGUGUUGUUCGUCUGGAACAAGUCCACCACAGUGAUUUCCAUGACACUGGUAGCCACUCUGCUCUGUUGGGCGCCCAUUAUGAUCCUACCUGCCGUAAUGUCGCCGAGUUCGCCGUCUUUUAAGCGAGCCGUAAAAGUCACCCUAGCUUUCACGACGCUGAGUGCUGCUAUAAAUCCUUUCAUAUUCUUCUGGAGGCUGAAGGACUUUCGUACCGCUCUCGUUGCCUGUUUGCGAGGACUGUACACGGUUUUUCAUUGUGACCGUGCAUCUAAUCAAUAG